Molecule: messenger RNA, 1704 nt
Organism: Striga hermonthica
Lineage: Eukaryota; Viridiplantae; Streptophyta; Magnoliopsida; Lamiales; Orobanchaceae
Source: the annotation of a GenBank genome assembly
AUGGAGGAUGAGCCUCCAACAAUUGGAUUUGAAGAUGGGUCUAUCGAUGUUGAGCGUCUACUUGUAGAAUCCCAAGACGGGCAUGUUUUAGUGGAUAAUGUCAUGUGUUUGAAUGAGAAGAUUCCAGAGAAAGCCACGGGCAUGGACGAUAUAUCUCGGAACUUUGGUGUGACAAAUACUGGUGUUGCUCGGGAAAGAGAAAAUAUUCUCAAUUGUGAUGUACUUGACUCAGUAAGCAGUGAAGCUGAUGUUGGAUACUUUCGACUGCAAAAUGAUUUCUGCAGCAUGGGGGAAGAUUAUCUUCUCGGUUAUACAGGUGUUGGAUUUUCUGAAUGUAUGACAAACCUGGAUUAUGGUCCAAGUGAAGGCUUGCUGACUUCAGUUUCAGACAGUUCAAUUCUAGCAUCAACUGCCAGUCCUUGGAAAGCCGAUCUAUUUAGAAUUAAUAUUGACACCACCGAUUUUGGUGACGUUCCUACUCUUUGCAACGAAUCCGAAACGCCGACUGAUGAAAAAUCUCCAAAGUCUCCCGAAUCAUCUACUUCACAAGAUACUGACAAGUUCCAAAAUGUUCCAACCAAUUCUCAAGAAAUGUUACCGAAUAAGAAAGAUGCUUGCUUUUCACCUUUAAUUGAGCCAUCUCUCAACCUGAAGAACAAAAAAGAUGAUGAAUUUGGGCCCAUGGGCCCAAAUGUCGAGCGAAACAGAUCAGAAAUAAUGUUAACUCAAGCAGACUGCACCGUUGGUCGAACUACGCAGAAGAGAAUGCGUAGGCCCACACAAAGGUACAUUGACGAACUCAUGGACCCAAUUCCGAGAGUUCCCAAGAGAAGGCGGGAAGUUUCAUAUUCAACCGGCAAAGAUAAUAAGUCUUUCGGGAUUAAGGACCAUAGAAAAUGCCGUGGGGGAUCUAAAGCAUUGGCAUUUGCUGCUGAAGAGGAGUCAUCUGUUGUAGCGAUUCAGGUGCCAUUUGGCUCUUUGGUGCAUAAAGAAUGUCCAAAGAGUCCUUCAUGUGAUAUGAAUAAGGAAAUUGGUACGUGGCAUAAACAAAUGCGUAGUGCGGACAGAGGACAUCCGAGCCUCAAAUCAAAAGAUAUUUGUGUUACGCCAGAAAAUAAAAAAAUAAGGGAUGAAUGUGUUGUUGCAGCGUAUCAUCCUGUGAAAAUUGAUCGGUGUUCUAUUACGCCAAUAACUCAAGUUAAGAGAAGCGAGGAAUGUAUGACUUCCCAAAAUCCGAAGAUAAAUGACUUUGUCCAAGCAAUGAGUCCCAAGAAGGAUAACUGUAUGAAAACAGCAAGUAAAGUUAGAAGAGAAGAUUAUCUGACUGAAGAAAGCUCUGAGGAAGUUAGCGGACGUCGAAAGCAUCACAGAUUAUGGACUAUUGCAGAAGUUAAAAAAUUAAUCGAUGGCGUGUCUGAAUAUGGAGUCGGGAGAUGGAGCCGGAUAAAGAAGCUUUCGUUUUCUGCAUCGGACCAUCGGACCUCUGUGGAUCUCAAGGACAAAUGGCGGAAUCUUUUGAAAGCAAGCCGUAUGCAGCUGGGCAAUCAAAAGGGAGAAACGAAACGAAACAUGCCCUGGCGGCCUUUGCCUAAAUCCAUACUGCGCCGUGUAUGUGAGCUGGCAAAUAUGUACCCUUAUCCCAAGGGCCAUACCAAACACAAGAUUCAAUGUCUAAGACGAAUUCGACUCGUAGUGAAAAGGUGA